This is a messenger RNA of Cajanus cajan (pigeon pea), 1631 nucleotides long. RefSeq names its product mitochondrial 28S ribosomal protein S29-like protein. Gene Ontology annotation, cellular component: mitochondrial small ribosomal subunit. The record is from RefSeq and is a predicted model, not a curated record. NCBI's taxonomy places the organism in Eukaryota, Viridiplantae, Streptophyta, Magnoliopsida, Fabales, Fabaceae. Gene Ontology annotation, molecular function: structural constituent of ribosome.
AUAGUAGCCCCCAAACCAAACCAUUGAUUCACACACUCUCCAUUUCCCUACUCCAGCAGCUUCCAAAACCCAAAACAAAAACCUCACCUCUCCGAAAAUAACACAGUAAUGAAAAUGUUGCGGUGGUCCCUUGCACGAGCUGCAGCAACCCAUUCUCACAAAAAUUACUCUUCUAAGGCCCCAAAGCCCACAACACCCUUCAAGCCCGAUCCCAAAAAAGCCGCCGCCGCCGCCGCCGCCCUAAUCGACGAACAGGAGCGUCUCCGGCAACUUGCCGCUGACGAUAACAACCCGUCUCUCGAUGUGGGGCCCAAUGGCCGCCCUCUGUUCACCUCCGCACCUUCCCUCUCCCACCUCUCCCGCAACGACGUCUGCACAUACUUCAAGCUCACGAAGGAUGCCCUGAACGCGGCUUUGCCCGAGGGGUUGCCGGUGGGUAUGGUGAACGAGUUUCAGGACUCCAUGCGAACGGCUUUGAUUGUUCGCCAGAGCUUCUUGGAUCUUCGUGAUAACUUCAGGCGCGUGAUUGAUCCACCAAUGUGGUCCUCUAAUGCCAAAGGAGUUAAAGUUAGGAAGCAAGUUCUGUUAGAUGGCCCUGUUAGCUGUGGGAAGAGCAUUGCGCUUGCGAUGCUUGUUCAGUGGGCCCGAGAAGAAGGUUGGCUGGUUCUCUAUGUUCCUAAAGGCAAGGAAUGGACUCAUGGAGGAUUCUUUUACAAGCAUCCUCUAACUGGUCUAUGGGAUACACCUGUCCAGGCUGAGAAUGUUCUCAAGGAUUUUUUGAAGUACAAUGAAUCCUACCUAAAGGAACUGCCAUGCCAAAUAUUUGAUCCAAUACCAUUAGGUGAGGGUGCUGGUGUUGGAUGGUUGAAAGAUGCUGAUUCCUUGGCAAUACCUGAAGGUACAAGUUUAUACGAGCUGGUGAAGACUGGUAUUGAGCAGACACAUGCAGCUGUUGGAGUGGUAGUUCGUUUGAGGAAAGAGUUAUCACUUGUUAAAGACUUGCCUGUUCUUAUUGCAGUAGAUCAAUAUAAUAACUGGUUUACGUUCAGUGAAUAUGAGGAGCCUGUCACAAUCCGUUCUUGCCGGCCAAUACAUGCUAGAGAGCUUACAAUGGUGAAGGCUUUUAGAUCGAUGAAGCAUGAUGAUAUGAUGGUAGGGGCCUUUUCUCAUUCAACAGCAGUAGGAAAACUUCGUAGAGACUUACCAGAUGUUCCAGUAGAUGCUCGUGUUAUGUUUCCUCGAUACAAUUUAGAUGAAGCGGAGGCUGUUUGCCAUUAUUAUUUAAGGCAAAGGCUAAUCCGUCGUGAAGCAUUCUCUGAAGAAAACUGGAAGAAAAUUUACUUCCUAUGCAAUGGAAAUGGAACAGAGAUUAGGGGUUUGGUUCCUUUCAUGCGAUGACAGACAACAGAUGCAUUAUUUUUUCACCAGUGAGAUGUGUUACGAUUGUUGUUUUUAAUAAUAUAAUGUUUCCCAUUUUCUUCAUCACAGGAUCAAAUGGAUUGCUGUUUGCACGAUCCACUUCAAUCCUUUUAAUUUUUUUUUCUAACAAUUGUUCUCAAAGGCAAUGUACUAUUAUGUAUAUUAACAUGCAUUUUACAGUUUUAGAAUCAGUAAUUAUUUCCUUGACUUUA